This is a messenger RNA of Rotaria sp. Silwood1, 219 nucleotides long. NCBI's taxonomy places the organism in Eukaryota, Metazoa, Rotifera, Eurotatoria, Philodinida, Philodinidae. The record is from the annotation of a GenBank genome assembly.
AUGACUUUUUCAACAAAAUCCUCAUUAUGGAAUGAUAUUGAAUUAAAAGGUAUUUUAUCAUAUAAAACAAUAUCAUCACUUCAAUCACCAAAUAAAACAAAUGUAUCAAGAAAAUUAUUUCAAUCGAAUACAACAGAUCAAUUAAUAAAUAAAUUGACAAUAAAUCGAAGUAAAUCAGAUGGAAUUGUUGAAAAUAAUGAUAAAAAACAUAUUAAAUGA